CACGUGCAAGUUUACUUUUUAUUCAUACAUAUUUUCACCGAAAAUAUUUAUUAACAAAAUUGGUUUUUAAAAUGACAAAAUUUAUAACAUAUUAUAAUUUGUGUCCCAUACCCGAACCCAAGGACUUUCUGGGCAUAUCGCCCGAUAAAGAAGAAGGCAAUGUUAUAACAACAUUGGGCAAAAACAUCAUUAUAAUCAUCAAGAUUUCCACACAAAAACAAAUAAAAAGCUGGUCUGUGCUGGAAAAAUUAUCCUCUAAAGUGGUGUAUGAUAAGAAUAGUGAAAAAUAUGUGGCUGUAUUUGCUAACAAAACUAUUAGAUGCUGGGAUGAGGAUACCAAGGAUGUUAAUAAAUGCAAGAAGUUAAAGUUCCAAAAAUGUAUAGCUGAUUUGGUGGUGGAUGAAAAUGAAACCUUUGUCUUGUUUUCAGAUGGCUCGUGUGAAUCAUUAAAUGUUGCCAUUGAAACACGUAAAGCCCAGAGUAAUUCCCAACAAAUGGAAUUAUUUUCGAGUUUAGUUUUCACGAAUGCUAAUGUGCAAAAAUUAUCAAAUGGAAAUAGAAUUUUAACCUACUUUGAGCGUAAUACCAAAACUGGCGAGUAUCACUUGGUACGUCUGCCUUUACAGGGAGAAGAGAUCCAGCCGAAACGUUAUAAUUUAAAAAGGGGUAUUUUGGAGGUUCAUGUAGCAGGUGCAGCUGUUAUUGAAGGCGAUGGAAUCCCAGUAUUGUUAACAAUAUGGUCCGAUAAACGUAUUUUCCUUCUAAGUCUUGCCGAUGACAGUGAACCAAGCCGUUCUCCUGGUAAUUUUGUUUCGAUGCUAACUCAAUUAAAAGUUGAUACUCCCCUUUCCGUGUUGGGUAUAUCCAAACAUUUUGUAGCAAUUUAUGGUGCCAAUGAUGGCCAAGAGGGAGCCUCCCUGUUGCUCUACAAUACUCAAUACAAAGUCAUAAAAACAAAACAAGUCUUUAAAGUGUAUUUUGACAUUUCACAACUGUGGUCCAUUGACGAACACAUCCUCCUGGCAAUGGGACAAAAUCUUUCGGUUGUCAAAUAUAGAGUCUUAAAGGAGGUGUUAUCUGAAUUGGUGGGCACACAAGUUGGUCAUGAUUAUCAGACGGUAGUAGAAGAUAUUCACAUAAAUGAAGAAUCCUUUUUGGAAGAUUGUUUGCAAUACAGUAACGAGUAUGAACCAUUUAUCACAAAGAACAAUUAUAGUAAAUUGAAAGAAGAUAAGUUGAUUCAAGCUGAUGGUAACUAUGUGGCUUAUAAAAAUUCAACAGAGUUCGAGAAAGAAUUGAACAGUUUAAGGCAGUUGAACUUACAUGUUGAUGUGGUUCAGGUUGAAGAGCCACUUGAUGAUAUACAGGUUUCUAUAAUGACCAACUAUAAUGAUAAUGGUUUUGUUUGUCCGGAAAUACAACUUAUAGCCAAACAACUGGAAAAAGCGGGAGCUAGUGAACAUGAAAUUACCGAAAAACUAUUGACAGUGCUAAUGAAGGCCAACUUAGUAACAGAUAUUGGUGUUUGUCUGAGACGUUAUAAUAAUAUCUCCGAAAAAAUUAUCUCUAAAACUUUACGUUAUUUAUUGCAAAAUUUGAAAUCAAUUCCUAACUCUGAAGAAGAAAAAGAUGACUCUGCUAAGCAACUAACAAAUGGAGCUACUAAAGAACACAUGGAAGUGGAUUUCAAAUUAGAAACCAAUGCCUCAAAAGAGUCUUAUAUAAUUUUAGAUUUGUUAGCCGAAAAAUAUCCAAAAAAUAGCUCUCCCACUCAAGUUAUAGAUGUGUUAAACAUUCUGUUGUCAUGUUCCUUCGAUGCUGAAGCUAUUGCUGUACAUAUUAGAAAAGAUAUAGAUUACAGUAAGAUUUUAUUGAUAUUACAACAUUUGUACAAUAUGUUGCUAACGCCCCAAUUGUCGCUGGUCGAAGAACGCCCAUCUCUUAAUCCCUGCAGCAUUGAUUAUGAGUUGCAAAUUUUUCGCUGGUUUGGUGUCUUUCUAAAUUCCCAUUACCAAAAGUUAGCUCUCUCCAAAGAUGUCAGCCUAAUGGAAAUUUUGUUCAAAUGGCAUGAAAUGUUCCAAAGCUAUAAACGGGAAAUCGUUGAACUUCAAACUGUUGCAGCCUUAUUGUACAAUAUACUGGAGAGGAGAAAGACAUUUAAGGAGAAAAACUCUUCGAAAUGGUAUUCAAUUGAGGAGGUACACUUAUUUUAAUUAUAUUUUUUUUCUAAUAAUUAUGUUUUGAGUUUUAGUACAUAUGGAUUAUAUAUUUUUUUUUUAAAUAAAAACAAAAAUAAAUAUAUUAAAAA
Messenger RNA from Calliphora vicina (urban bluebottle blowfly), 2308 nucleotides. RefSeq names its product nucleolar protein 11. Gene Ontology annotation, molecular function: RNA binding. The coding region runs from base 72 to 2213 and encodes 713 amino acids. Gene Ontology annotation, cellular component: nucleus; nucleolus. Gene Ontology annotation, biological process: maturation of SSU-rRNA. The transcript is spliced from 4 exons. NCBI's taxonomy places the organism in Eukaryota, Metazoa, Arthropoda, Insecta, Diptera, Calliphoridae. The record is from RefSeq and is a predicted model, not a curated record.